Messenger RNA from Symbiodinium sp. CCMP2456, 1233 nucleotides. NCBI's taxonomy places the organism in Eukaryota, Dinophyceae, Suessiales, Symbiodiniaceae. The record is from the annotation of a GenBank genome assembly.
AUGAGCUCAAUCUCCAAUACGACUUGCUUAGGGUCCAGGAGCCGCAGCGGCAGUAGCUGGCUUCGCCCUGGCCUUUUUUGCGCUGUCUGCCCUGCUGCUACUCUCCUGGUGACCAGCCUUCCUUUACAAAAAUGCUACAGCGACGGCAGUUCCCCUGAUCUUCCGGCCCUUGAAAACACUGGCGCUCAGGUCGAGCUUCACACGCAGACGUCCUUGAAGCUGAACUUGCCCGAUGCUUCCCAUGCAACAAGCCAAGAAAUCCUGGGAGAGCCGAAGGGCGUCAGGGAUGGUCAGAAGUUUCUCCUGGACCCGUUUUGGCUGCGCGAACGAAGCCAGGAAGCCGGAGCGGUGGACCAGAUUACCUUGCAGCCGUUGCUGAACCCGCACGAGUUGCCGGCGGAGAUGUCCUUCAAGAACGUGUCUUACAGUGAGAACAACAACACCAUCAAGGUGGCUUUCACGGACGGGCACACCUCCCAGUACAAGCUGGAAAAGCUCGUUGGGGAGCUCACAAACUUCAGGCAGCAUGCCGUCCAGCCCACGAGCUACCACAAGCCGGCAGUAAGGACUUGGUCCGGCGAUCACAAGCUGGCCGUCUUCGACUACUCGGCAGUGGCGAAUCAGGAGGCGUCAAAGCUGGCGCUCAUUGAGGCCCUGCUGACGAGCGGCACGGCUCUGAUCCGCAAAGCACCGCGCGAGAGUGGCACCGUCAUAAACUUUGCUCGGAUGAUCAGCACUCUGCGAGAGACGGAGUGGGGCCCAUGGUUCAACGUGCGCACGAAGCCAGAUGCCAGCCAAGUCGGCGGUUCAGUGAAGCGGGACCUCGCGUACACACCCCGUGCCAUCGGCUUCCACACGGACAACCCGUAUCGUAGUCCGACACCCGACUUCCAGCUCCUGCACGCUGUGGAGCACUGCUUCUGCAAGGACAAGGUGCCUUGUCCAGAGUGUUCGGUUAUUAACUACCUUGUGGACGGCUUUCACAUUGCCGAGCUCCUGAAGAAAGAAAGCCGCGAAGACUUUGACAUGCUCAGCCAAGUCCCGGUCCGUUUCGAGAACAAUGGAGGUGACGGCACGUCUGCCCUGAUCCACAUCACCCCUCACCUGGAGUUGGAGCAUCCGAGCCCAUCUGGCGAAGCUGCGCUGAAGUCCGUGGCCUUCUCUGCAAAGAGCGGCCAGCAGCUUGCCAUGAGAAGCCACUGCUUUGCUACUGUUGAGCGACCGGUAUUCUGA